CCAGAGACGAGAAAAUAGAGGGAAAAAAAAUCGUAAUUGUAGGGGAGAAAGAAGGGUAGUUGAGAGAUAUUUGUAUUUUCGGAAAUUUCCAAAUUUGCUUCCUUAAGAUUAAUGAAAAAAAUUCCUCAAUUAAAUUCUAUGUAAUAAAAGAUUAAAGAGUGAGGAAUUUGAUAAAAGCAAAACUAAAUUAUGUAACUGAGAGGAAUUCGUAGUCCUUCUCACUUCUCUCCUUGGUGGGUUUUUGUCUUUGGAUCUCAGAAUACUUACCUCGUCUUCUUGAAUUCCAAUCUAAGCAUUCAAUUCUUAUUGCAUGAAUUAGUCUCUUAAAAGAUGAAUGUUCUUAAUCAGGUAGUCUUCAUGGUAUCAGUCACUGUGCUGAGCUUCUGCAGCUAAUUUCCUGGCACCUCCCAAGUUGUUAUAUGAGUAACUAUUGCAGGUAGGAGAAUUUGUGCAUGACAGGUAUAGAAAACCUUGUAUUCCUGUGGUAAUGGGCUAGAAUAGAAUCUUAUAAAGGAUUACGGUUACUAAGAAGCUUGGUGGAAGUGAAGCAUUAAUGGGCAAGCUUGAAUAUUAAGAUGAAUAAUGUUGGGGGGAGAAGCAGAAUAUGAAAGAGUGGUGUAGGUAUAUACUCACUACGGGUAGGGUAGGGAAAAACUAGAGAACUCUAACCAUAAGAAGCAUUCCUAGGUAGUGAGAUUUAAAUGCUAUUAUAAUGUAAACUAAUUCUCCUUAUGGCUAAAGAGUGAGGAGUUUCCUUUCAGAUUUUUGAUUAACCAACUGCUAUAGGACUUUUAUUUUAGGGAAACCGGCUUUUAAACAGAAAAGAAAAGUACAAUAUUCAUCAAGAGUUGCUGAAUGGUGUAUUAAUAUUGCAAAAUGUUUUCAUUUGGUCCAUAUGCUUAUUAUUCAAAUUAGACAUCUAAUUUGACUGAUAAGCAAGUUGCCAAUGCCUAGAAAUUGCUGUUAAAUGUUUCAUCAAUACCGCUCAGCAAAGUAAGUGUACUUCUUUCAUAUUGCCAUAAAAAUCUACAAUUUUUAACAUGUGCAUAAUUUUGAAAGAUAAAACAGAUGAAAUAGCAGAAGUACCCUAGGACAGAUAGUAUAUGAUGUAAUGGGUUAACCUAUCUGUUAAGGCUGCAUCUUUUUGUUUGUUAUAUUCAGUCUCUUGAUUUAUACCUUUCAUUACAGGCUUGGAUUAUAAAUGAUGAACAUGAAAAAGUAGUAUGAAAUUAAGGUGUUGCCUAUCUCAUGUUCCUCCAAAACAUGAUAGAAGAGUCUAGCCCUUUCUCUUUUUUCAUACUGUUCUAGUGAAUGCAACCAACCACACAGUAUCUGCAUGCUAUGAGUUUCAUUUAGCCGAAGACCCGAAUUCUCGGAAAGUGACAGGAAACUAAAACACUACCAGACACAUAAAAUAGGGGCAAACAUUGAUAAAUUGUUUUGCACAUGUUUUGGAUUGUUUUCGUUAUGACACUUCUGACUUGUGUGCAUUCCCAGUUUUAGCAAAAAAUUUAUAGGCUGAGACACUGACUUGCACAUACUUUGGAUGACUUGAGUGCUAAAUGUGCACUUCACGUGAAAAUGAAUGUUCAAUUUUUAUGAUUCUUCCAAGCUUUGUAGUCCAAAUAUAAGUCUUCGAUUUGGGAACAGACAGAAAACAAAGAAGGUAGUACCUAACAGUUAUAUGUAAUGAAAAAAUUGAUUUGUUGAGGAGAAAGAAUUCAGAGCUUCUCUGUCAAGGAUAAAGACAUUAAACCUUAGUUUCAGGUCAAAUUAGAGGAUCAUUCUGGGAGCUGUAAUUUUUUGGAAUUAAUCCCAUUCCCUUCAUCAUCCAAAGCUUCAGAAUGAUUGUUCUUAGAUUCUAAGAGGCUACUGACAACUCUAUUGAAAUAUAAAUUUCAGUUUCAUAUAUUUCUUCAGCAGUUGUUUUUCCUGUAAAUAAUGAAGAAGAUUUUCUGUCCAGAUCUUCAAUAUAUAAUGCUAAAUUACGCCUAUUAGUUCAUUAUCUGUUCAGCCAUAUUGCCUUCACAGUGAAGUGUACCAGGGAGUAGUGGACUAAUGGCUGCAGCAGAAGCAAGGGCUGCUUGGCAGCGCACGGCUAACCGCUGUUUUGUCCAAGAAGAUGCCAAGAGAGCGCCGAAGAUAGCUUGCUGCCCCUCAUCAUCUUCAACUUCUAAACCAGAGUAUGAUAUGGGUCCUGGGGAUUUUCCAAAUGAGCAAGAUCAUCCCUCAGAGGGGUUCAUGCCUCUUAACUGGAACCCCUCAAAUUCUAAUCUACCACCUGACACAAAAUGGUGGCUCCAUCUGCAACCCAAUUUUGCAUACCAGAAGGAUUUCACAAAUGAGCAGUUGAAUGCCUUGGAGACUGAACUAGAAGUGCUGAGAGCUGGGGAGGUAAACAAAGCCCCCAAAUUUGGUGGGAGCCACCCACUUAGUGAAGAAGACUUUGCCCACAUUGAUAGCAACAAAAGUUCUGGAUCUUAUUUUUCCCAGCUGGGUCGGGCCCCUGUCACCUGUAUGAUGCAUGAUGCAAAAUCCAAAAUACACCAGCUAAAGGCUGUGGGCAUCAACAAAACACAGGGGCCAGCUGGGCAUAAGGACAAAGAGGACUACUGGUAUGGAAAUGAGGAGUUAGGGAGCUUGGAUCCCAACCUAUUCUCAAAACCAUCCAAGAAGCUUAGUUCUGACUUGGAGUCCCCUUGGAUGAGAGCCGAGAAGACUGAGCCAUGGUGGCGCACUGUGGAUGAAAACGAGUUAGUUUCUUUGGUUGCACAAAAGUCACUGGACCUUAUUGAGAAUUGUGAUCUUCCACGGCCCCAGACAAUGCGUGUUAGCCGAGGCCCAUUUACUUGUUCCGAAUGUUCUGACAAUGGAAGCAUUUUCUUGUCAUCUUUAGAUCAGAAGACGAACACUGUUCUCCCCAAUCCAAGUGAUUAUUCACGAGGUAGUUGCACUUCAGGAAGUGUGGAUGGAAAUCAAACUAAAUAUUGUGAAUCAGGCCAUCCAAUCUAUGAUUCAGAAAGACUCUUCAGCAGCUGCAAUUGUCACAUUGGAAACAAUGGGGAUCCAACAGAACCUUGCCACCUCUCUAAGAGUGAUCCAAGCAAGGCUCAACUGUUGGAAGCACUCUGCCAUUCCCAAACCCGGGCGAGGGAAGCUGAGAAGGCCGCCCAGCAGGCGUACACGGAGAACGAACACAUGAUCAAGCUCUUCUUCAUACAAGCCUCGCACUUAUUUGCCUAUAAGCAGUGGUUGAAACUAUUGCAACUGGAGACCCUUUGCCUCCGGCUUAAGAACAAGGACCAACCAAUCUCCACUGUCUUUCCAUACAAAGGUAGACAACUGAUCAAGCAUCAGCUCAAGGCUGUGGAGCAGAAACGAGGUGCACCGAAGUGCGACAUCAGUAAGUAUGCUGUUGCUUUUGCAGUGGGUUUAGGUCUUGCUAGUGCUGGUUUGUUUCUCGGAUGGACCAUGGGGUGGUUGCUACCUUCAUUCUAGAAAAAAAUGACACACGUAACACAAAAUUUCAGAGCCAGGUAAAACAGUUAAUGUAUCCUUCAGGACAAAAAUUUCCAGUUGGUUUGAAGAUUGGAGAACAGGGGAGUGUGGGAAGUGGGUAGUGUUUCUUGUCUUUUAUUUGUAUGUGCUGUUUAGAUUCCUCUGUGUAUUUAAAAAUCUUUUUCAUUUGUGUUAUUUGGUGUACAUGGGAUGGUUUGUACAUUUGUAUAUAUAUGGUGAACAUAUUUGGAAGGAGGAAGAUAUCAUCCAUCUUUCAAUGGUGUCUCAGAUUGGUAUAACAGAGCUGGGAUUCAAAGAUC
This is a messenger RNA of Macadamia integrifolia, 3818 nucleotides long. RefSeq lists its product as uncharacterized. The transcript is spliced from 3 exons. Lineage: Eukaryota; Viridiplantae; Streptophyta; Magnoliopsida; Proteales; Proteaceae. Bases 2059 to 3498 code for a protein of 479 amino acids. The record is from RefSeq and is a predicted model, not a curated record.